CCUUUUUCCAUUAUACUGUUUAUGUUACUUCAUCAUAGGUAACAAAGGAUAAGAAGUUUCGCAGUAAAGAAUUACAAGCUUCACAAUCCGUAUAAAGACAUAGAGAAGAACCCGAGUACCUGCCAACAGCGAUAUACUCAAAAUGAUGAAUUUUAUGCGAGGAUCCAUGUUACGCCAAGUACAAUCGAGUUCUCUACGAUUCUCCCGCCUCGGGUUUCGUAAUGCAACUACAGCUACUGCUUCUGUUCGCCCUCCUAUUCAAUUGCAUGGUCUAGAUGGUGUUUAUGCUACUUCUCUUUACACUGCUGCUGUAAAAGAAUCCAAGUUGGACCGUGUUGAAAAAGCUUUGACUACCUUGGGAGCUACUUUGAAGGAACGCCCAGAGUUUGCCCAGUUUAUUGCUAAUCCCUCCAUUAAUUAUGAGGACAAGAAAUUGAUUGUAUCUUCCUUAAGCAAGAUGACUGGCGGUGAUGCCUUGUUGAGUAACUUUUUCAACAUCUUGUCCGUAAACAAUCGUUUGUCAAUGCUUGAUCGUAUUGAAAAUCAAUUCCAAAAGAUUAUGCGUGUCCAGCGUGGUGAAGUCGAGGUAACUAUCACUUCCGCUGCUCCUUUGGACUCUAAGACUUUGUCCCGCUUGGAAUCCAAGAUCGCAAAGUCCAAGUAUGGCAAGGGUAAACUGUUAGUUAGCAACAAGGUUUCUCCUUCCAUUCUCGGCGGUCUUAUUGUGGAAAUCGGAGACAACAUCCUUGACGUGAGUAUUUCUUCUCGUGUCAACCAUUUGAACAAACUGAUGACAGAUGCCAUUUAAACGUUUCUACAAUCUUUCUUUUGAGCAUGUUUACUUGUCAUGCUUACUGGACAUUUGUCAACGCAGAAUUUCCUACGCUCCUCUCCUCAUCUUGACAGGUCUGAAAUUUACUUAAUUAUCUUCUUUCUUUAUUCUCGCAGUGUCCACUUAUAAUCGAUCGUUCAUUCGGUUGAGUGGCAUUCUUGGGUUUGCUGAAUAUGUGCUUAUGUUUGUUUCAAAUGCAGUGCCAUAUCCGUAAAGCUAUAGCAUGCCGAAUAUGGCUUUCUAGCGGUUGUUAUUUGAUCUUAUAUUGAAUACAAAUUUUUCUUUGGAACAAACAAGAUAACCACUCAGAUCAUAGCAUUUUAUAUAGUAAAUCAUUGAAGGAAGAUUUGUUUUAUGACUUAAGCUCGUUCAUCUUUCCACUGAACUACAAAGCUGUUGACUCUGUAUGAAAAGCUUGGAAUUUCAUUCCAAUAUUCGUUCAUACAUAGAAAGACUUAACGUAUUCGUAGUUUCAAUCAACCCUAAAUUUCAUGC
This is a messenger RNA of Schizosaccharomyces cryophilus OY26, 1327 nucleotides long. RefSeq names its product F0-ATPase delta subunit. Gene Ontology annotation, molecular function: proton-transporting ATP synthase activity, rotational mechanism. The transcript has 3 exons. The record is from RefSeq and is a predicted model, not a curated record. Bases 143 to 808 code for a protein of 221 amino acids. NCBI's taxonomy places the organism in Eukaryota, Fungi, Ascomycota, Schizosaccharomycetes, Schizosaccharomycetales, Schizosaccharomycetaceae. Gene Ontology annotation, biological process: proton motive force-driven mitochondrial ATP synthesis.